AUGAUGAGUAAUAGUGUUAGUCUACAAAAUCAGUUCGAGCAGGCGGUUACCAGUUACCUGAGGCAAUGGCCAGUAGUCGAGCUGAUAAUUUCUAAUGGUUUUGCUGGUAGCUUAACAAAUGAAAAAGUCGAUUGGUUAAUUACUACUGCCGUACCACAAAUAUUUUAUGAAAACGGAAACUUAUUUCCAGAUGAUGUCGAAUAUUAUCUAUCGCAUAUAUUAUUUCAUGAAUUUGACACUGUCGUGGAGGAUGGAAGUUUAUCGGAUACUUCAAGAAAAUUAAUAGAUCUGCAUGAUAUGUACAAGAAAGGAAAUGAAACACUUUUACAAGAUCAAAUAAUUUUAUAUAGUCAAACUGUAACACAACAGCAAGGCUCAGAAAUUAUUGACAGUAUGAAUGCGAUGCAAUUAACACAUGAUCCCUCUGUAGAGCAGAGUCGUACGGUAAAUCAGGCUGAAAGCAAUGCGAAUGUUAAUAAUACUGAUCAGGGAUUUGCUCAAAAUAAUGAGGAUAAUGAUGGUUGGCAAGUUGUGCAAUCUAGAAAGAAUAAGGAAAGAUAG
Molecule: messenger RNA, 561 nt
Organism: Trichoplax adhaerens
Lineage: Eukaryota; Metazoa; Placozoa; Uniplacotomia; Trichoplacea; Trichoplacidae
Exons: 3
Coding region: 1-561 (186 amino acids)
Biological process (GO): maturation of SSU-rRNA from tricistronic rRNA transcript (SSU-rRNA, 5.8S rRNA, LSU-rRNA)
Cellular component (GO): nucleus
Source: RefSeq, a predicted model, not a curated record